Ictalurus punctatus (channel catfish) is the source of this 3137-nucleotide messenger RNA. RefSeq names its product family with sequence similarity 83 member C (gene sack1c). The transcript has 5 exons. Bases 129 to 1847 code for a protein of 572 amino acids. NCBI's taxonomy places the organism in Eukaryota, Metazoa, Chordata, Actinopteri, Siluriformes, Ictaluridae. The record is from RefSeq and is a predicted model, not a curated record.
UAGGACAAGAGCGCAUGCCUAUUUGUCUGCUACCUUUCCGGGUCAUGUGAUCAGGAGGUGGGUCCAGCAAGCCUCUAACACGACAGGUAAAAACAAGGACGGACGUAGUUUUGCCGGCUACCAGCGCGAUGCUGAACCCAAUAAGUAGCGGGCGCAAAACGCUGGGGAAGCUUGCGACGCGCCUGGAGGAGGUGAAGAAUCCAUGGCGGCCCACUUCCUCGUUAGAGCUUAGCCAUAAUGAAGCGGCUCGUCUCGCCAUGGACGCGCUUCUCGAGUCCGGAGAGAACGAAUACCGGCAGGUUUUGACUGAGGAGAAAGAACUCAAUUUUCUCUCCGCGCUAGAAAUUAGCUAUAUUACCGAGCAUGAGGCAAAGACCGAGAAUCCCAAGAACACCUCUAAUGGAGUGGGAGACUUUGGCGAAGGAGACACGGCUUCAGAGCUCACUUCGGGAACUUAUUUCCCCAUGUUGUCAGAUGAAGAGCCGCCCAUGCUGGAGCUCGGCUGGCCCGAAGUGCCCAACCGUCAAGGGCCCUGCGAGACCAAGAUAUACUUUCAAAGAGACAAGUUACAAAAUGUCAAAGAUUUGGUUCGGUCGCUAAUCAGUAAGGCCAAGAAGGUCAUUGCCUUGGUCAUGGACGUUUUCACCGAUGUGGACUUGUUCUGUGACUUGCUUGAGGCCUCUCUCAAGCGCAAGGUUUCUGUGUAUAUUCUUCUUGAUGAGAAGAAUCUCAGUUAUUUCACUGACAUGUGCAAUACGUUAGACAUCCAGCACUCACACUUAAAUAAUAUGCGGAUACGAAGUGUAUGUGGAGACACAUAUUGCACCAAAAGUGGGAAGAAAUUUACAGGACAGGUGCUGGAAAAAUUCAUGAUCAUUGACUGUGAGGAAGUAAUAGCUGGAUCGUACAGUUUUACCUGGCUGUCUGCUCAGGUGCACAGCAACAUGAUUUUGCACUUUUCAGGAGGCAUUGCUGAAAGUUUUGAUCGGGAAUUUCGUUGCCUCUAUGCAGACUCUCAAAUCAUUGAGCGCUUCAAUAACCCUGAUGAGGAAGGGCUUCACUACUAUAAUUACAACAUGGUGGUGCCCAACAUGGACUUUUUCCAAGACAGAAGAACUAGAGAGAGGGAGAGGGUUUGCUCAGAACACUCCAGUAGCCAGUCCAGCAACAGCGUCUCCAGCAUUAAAGCAGCUCCAGGUUUAACCGCUCAAGUCUACAAGGUCACCCAGGAAAAGGAGGACACUGGCACAAUCAAGAGCUCGGAGAAGCGGGGUGUUUCAAAUUCAGGACUUCAUAUGCCUCAGGGCAGUCACAUUGGCAGAGGAUUCCACAAUGAUUCCCUGCAGAAUCCAGUAGUGGAAUGUUCAACGUCUGGAGUGGAAUGGGCAAAAGCAGGAGCCUUCCAAACCAACCUUGCAGGAUCAACAUCCAAAUUUCAAGCCCUGGAUCUCUAUGACCACAAUUACAUUGCUUCCAAAGCACAACCAAUUCCUCUAAUGGAGAACAAAACACCCAAAGUACGUAGCCCUACCAGUCCUUUUUUUAACAAACUCACUGAUCUCUUCUCCUCGUCAGCCAGAGACAAGGACCCCUAUGAGUUAUAUAGACCACCUCCAUAUAGUACAGCUUUUGGGGGUCCAGAUCUCUCACAAAAUGAACCCGAAAGUAGUCAAAGUCCUCCUCCACCGGUGACUUUGCCCAAGGAACGAGUAGGCCAGGAAGGCAGAAUCACCCGAGGGGAUGAGAAGCGCAUGACAUUGGGACACAGCAAACUAGACCUGGUCAACCGCUACAACAAGAUGAAAUCAAAGCAGGUGUACAGCCGCUUCGAACUGAAGAACAACUGACCUUUAUAUCACACCUGGCCUCAUUUACUUGAUGUAGGUUUUCUUGUAAUACCUUUUGGGCUAGCCAGGUUAAAUUCUAGGGGAAUGUGGUAUUGCGUGUAUUUAAAAAUAUAUAUAUAUAUAUAUAUAUAUAUAUAUAUAUAUAUAUAUAUAUAUAUAUAUAUAUAUAUAUAUAUAUAUAUAUACACACACAACAGAAGGAAAGAAAAAUGAAAGGUCUUUGUUGGCAGCCUGUAAACUUUGACUUUAUAAAAAAAAAAAAAAACAGGUUUACAAUUCACAGUUAGUACUGUAUAAUUAAGUGUUGUAUAUGAGAGUCUGGUGUAUAGCGUUACUUUAUUGGUGCUUUUUCUGACAUUCAGGUUGUUGUUUCAACAAUACCACCUAUAAUUGUUGUGGCAAACGAGAGUGAUGGUAAAAAGAUGGUAUUAAUCUCUUAAGUGGAGCAGUUCUUUCCUUUAUUUGGGAUAUUCCAUUCCAAAGUUUGUAGUCUUCCAGGUGUUCGUGUGUAUUUAUACAAGCCAUUCUGUGACUUUCAACUUUUAAGAAACUAUAGUCACUCAAACAUCUAACAUGCUUCUAUAUAUCUAUACUGCAGUAUAGAUCAGUUUAAGUGUGAGUGUGAAUGUAUAGGUUAUUUAUGAGGUUGAAGCAAUUUAAUUAAAAAAAAAAUCUGUUUAUAGUAAUGGGUCAAACUGACCCAAACACUUUAACUAUGUUUCAGUACAAUUAUGACAUAAUGUGCAUUGUGAUUUACUUGACAGUUAAAUAAGUGUUCAAAAGCCAAUUUGACCAAUAUGCUGAUGGUGUGCCUACACUGGAAAUACCAGAAGUGCAUCUGCAGGAAGAUUAGCAUUGUUUUGUUUGAUCCUGAUCUUGGUCUAGGUACUGCUUCUAAAUAUUGGUUUAACAAACUGUAGUUACUGGUAGUCACAAAAAUAGUAUUCUCCUAAAUAGGUAAUGCAGACUUCAAAAUUUACAGAAAAAAGUUUUAUUAUGCUUGGCAUGCUUUACAGAGUCUAUUUUGUACUGGGUGGAGAGUUAUGUGCAGUAUCAAAUUCUUGUCCUUUUAUUGUCCAUUUCAAAACAUUGUCAGCUGUCUCUUUUGCAAUGAUAAAAUGUUUAUUGUAUUUUGAUUUGGAUUCUGUGUGAGCACAGUGAGUAUUGUAAAAUUAUUUGCAAACUUUUACACUCUACUUCUAUUACUACUGUGUUAGGGAAAUUUUAAAUCAUAUUGGAAAUGAUGUUCAGAAUUGUAUGCAUGAUGUGGAAAUAAAUAUUUGAAAAUUA